AUGAGAGAAGUCAACUUUAGUAUCCCCAACGUCAACAAGGCGUCGGUGGGGAUCACCACAGCCUUAUACGAUCGCCGAGCACUCGACUGCACCUCGACUUUGCCUCUGAUCAAUUCGCUUAACCAUCUUGCCUAUCUUACAACGUCGUCGGCACGUAUCCGCGAUAUUCUGACCGUGGAUGGGGGUAUCGAACGCCUUGUCUGCAUCCUCAAGCAGGGCCGGAAUGGGGACAUGAUGAGCGUUUGGAAGUGGAAUCUGGCGUUUCAAUGUGUUGUGAACAUUGGUGUCCGAGGAACGGAGGCUGUGCGGACCAGGGUAGUGGAGGCAGACAUGGUUCCUGUCAUCGCCACGAUCCUGGACAACUACAUCAAGGUCAUAGAUCGGUGUCGCGAGAAGGCGGACGAGCUGAAACAGAAACAGUCCCAUGAUCAUCACCACCGACACAAGAAUCAUGACCACCGGCACUCGUCGAAAACCUCUCCUACCUCACACAGCGGCCGCUCAGCACUUCGCGAUGGAGAAGCACGAAGUCUCGCACGACGAGAGGCAUCGACGCACAUCUCUAUGCCACUACCGAUGGGGUUCGCGCGAAAUAUUCGCGACAUAGAUCGCCUGACAUCCAUGACCGCCUUUGGAUCUACUGACUUGAUGGCCCAACCACUGUCACCAACGACGCCCGUCCCUCUUCUCCAACUGCGGCCGCCCGCAGUACGAUCUGUAGCAAACUUGGAUACUACAGUUGGCCGAUCGCGAAGGCGGCCCUCAAUCAGACAUCAGAACUCGACGGCGGAAUCGGAUGACUUCAAUGGUGAUAGCAUGCCAUCGGACGAGGCACCGGAGGCUGAAAUGACGGGUGCUGCGGAUAUGCAGUCUGCUGUGGGUAUCCAAGAUAUCACCAUGGAUGAUAACGAGGCUCUCUUGGCGGGAGACGCGCUCGAUCUGACCAACCCCACGGCAUCCGAGGCCCACCAAGACGCCGAGACGUUCAAUAUCACUCACCGCACAAAUCUCGAUGGGAGCAUCCGAGAGGACAUGACACACACUCCGGUUGCGCCAGUGGGCCUCUCGCCCAGCCGUCCGAACCUUGUCGCAACACCACACCCGCCGGCUCAGAUUUCUACCAUUCCCCGGUAUCUGCUUGACCGCCACCUCAUCCCCCAUCCGCAGUUGCUGUCCGCAAUGCCACGCGAAGAAGACGUGCUCAUGUCUCUGCAAUUGUUGGCCUACGUCUCAAAGUAUUGCUGCCUGCGGACGUACUUCCAGAAGAGUCAUCUCGUGCCGAGUCUCGCAAUUGGCAAGGAUCUUUUGGCCCUAGACACAGACGACGAAGAGGAAGCGGGUGAGGAAGCGGCCUCUGCAGGCAAUGGAAGCGACAUUGAGGACGAGUACCUGCUCGAGGACAACUUCAACCUAUUUCCCUUGGUCGAGAAGUUCACCGUCAGGUAUCACAGCACGGACAUGCAAUACUGGGCGGGUGUGGUGAUGCGGAACCUGUGUCGAAAAGAUGACACGCGCGGGGGAAUCCGACAAUGCGCCUACUAUCAAUGUGGCAAAUGGGAGGAGUUCACUCGCCAGUUCGCCAAAUGCCGCCGCUGCCGCCGAACAAAGUACUGCAGUAAGGAGUGCCAAAAGAGCGCCUGGGCAUUUCAUCGCCAUUGGUGUGUGGCUGCAGCGCAGUGACGACGUCGCGCGCUUCAGGGGGGGGGCUGAUCUCUUUCUAUUUCGCUGUUCCGUUCUCUCCUCAGCAGACAUCGAAGACGCGAUCUCUCCUCGGUCUUCGUUCUUCUCAUUUGGAAAAUUGCGACAUACAUAACAUCACAAAGCGUUCCGUUACCGCAUAGCAUUUCUUCUCGAUACCACUGGUUCUCAAGGCGUAUUAGGUUUGUUUACAUCAUGAUCCUGGGCACUGCCCCUGGCACCGUUCCGGCCGCUCGACCUGGUAGUUGGGCCACGUUAAGGACGUGGAGGUUCAAGAAUCGGGCGUUCUCAUGCCAGAGACACACUGUCGCACGACGACUCUCAUUCGGCACACAAGGCAGACGUACUGCAAUCUGCGACAUAUAUGCCCACAUACUUACUUACUGUAAGGGCAUUAUUAGAUGAAGGCAGGGAUUCACUGGGUUAUUUGUCAAAACAUCAUCGGUUUUACUUUGCAUUAUUUUAGAAUACAUAGCAAUCAAUCCACCGCACAGCUUCUGGCGGCGCAGAAUCCAAGG
Trichoderma reesei QM6a is the source of this 2216-nucleotide messenger RNA. RefSeq lists its product as uncharacterized. The transcript is spliced from 3 exons. Lineage: Eukaryota; Fungi; Ascomycota; Sordariomycetes; Hypocreales; Hypocreaceae. Gene Ontology annotation, biological process: ubiquitin-dependent protein catabolic process; establishment or maintenance of cell polarity. Gene Ontology annotation, cellular component: MUB1-RAD6-UBR2 ubiquitin ligase complex. The record is from RefSeq and is a predicted model, not a curated record. The coding region runs from base 1 to 1680 and encodes 559 amino acids.